AUGCUACCGGCGUCUCUCUGGCACCGGGUGUUCCGCUGCCUGCUGCUGCCACCCGGCUCCUCCCACCCCGACACCCCCCUCGUGCGGGGCAGGUGCAAGAUGCCCUGGUGCCUCACCGCCACCAUGCAGCCCCCAGCGGGCAGAAACCUGCCCGUGAAACUUGUGGACCCUGACUUCACGGCAGUCGGGCAGCACCGGAAGAAUGUGAAGAGCUAUGGCAGCGGGUGGGCCCUGCUGUGCUGCGCCAUGGCCAGCAAGAGGCUACUCACCCUCGUCCUCUCCUUCUCCCCUUGUCUCCGGCCCCUACGCUUCCCGUUUCCCGUUGGGCAUCCCUUGUUAUCCCAACGAGAGGGAGUGUAUAGCACCCCAAGACGGCUAGGCCGUGGUCUACCACAA
Messenger RNA from Closterium sp. Yama58-4, 396 nucleotides. Lineage: Eukaryota; Viridiplantae; Streptophyta; Zygnematophyceae; Desmidiales; Closteriaceae. The record is from the annotation of a GenBank genome assembly.